Molecule: messenger RNA, 2431 nt
Organism: Austrofundulus limnaeus
Lineage: Eukaryota; Metazoa; Chordata; Actinopteri; Cyprinodontiformes; Rivulidae
Gene: nup88
Product: nucleoporin 88
Exons: 1
Coding region: 54-2216 (720 amino acids)
Biological process (GO): ribosomal small subunit export from nucleus; protein import into nucleus; ribosomal large subunit export from nucleus
Cellular component (GO): nuclear pore
Molecular function (GO): structural constituent of nuclear pore
Source: RefSeq, a predicted model, not a curated record
CGAAACGCGUUAUCGUUCUCGCGAGACCGACGAGAGUGAAACAGUUGUUCAAGAUGGCGGCGUUCGGAGCGGAAAAGUGGCUGACUGAGUUACCGAAUCAUGCCAUUUUCGAAAAAUUACGGGAAAAGUUGGAGUUUGAAUCAAAGUCAAAUGAAAGAGGAGUAGUUAAAAACCUGACGUUUUGUUUGGGCGGGGACUUUUUCGUGUGGGACGACACGGAGCGCGUGUUUUACACCACCAACCUGCGGCAGCUGAAUUCCGAGGAGAGCCGAGGCGGCGGGAAGUUCCAGACGCUGCUGUGCAUCAACCCGCCUCUCUUCGACGUGUGCCAGGUGUUUGUGAGCCCCGCGCAGGGACACGUCGCGCUGGUCGGGCUCCGCGGCGUGUCGGUCCUGGAGCUCCCGCAGCGGUGGGGCAAGCGGUCCGAGUUCGAAGGGGGCCGGGACCGGAUCAACUGCAAAACCAUCCCGGUGGCGGAGCGCUUCUUCACCAGUUCCCCGUCCGUGAGUCUGCGGCAGGCGGCCUGGUACCCGAGCGAGACCGACGACCCCUAUCUGGUUCUGCUCACAUCCGACAACACCAUUCGGUUCUACGGCCUGAAGUCGUCCCAGACCCCGGCCAAGGUCCUGCCGGUGUCCCAGGGUGAGGAUGAAAGCAGCGUCCGGCCUCCGGUCCGGUCCUAUGCUGCGUCUCUGGGAGAAAUAGCCGUGGCUUUUGACUUUGGACCAGUUUCCUGUCCUCCUCGGCAGCUGGCAGCUCAGUACUUCAAGGAGCAGCCGGUCUAUCCUCUCUACAUCCUGUAUGAAAACGGGGAAACCUACGUGAGCUACACGGGUCAGACCAACGGGCUGAGCGUCAGUAACCCAGCCGGACCCCUGCCCAUGUACCCCGCAGCCGAGGACAACUACGGCUACGACGCCUGCUCCAUCCUGUGCCUGCCGUGCGUCCCCAGCAUCCUGGUGAUCGCCACCCAGACCGGGACGCUGUACCACUGCGUGGUCCUGGAAUCGGAGGAGGAGGAGGACGCCGGGGCAGUGGAGAAGUGGAUCCAGAUCGCCGGGGGGGCCGUCCCGGCGCUCUACGUGUUCGAGUGCGUGGAGCUGGAGCUCACGCUCAAGGUGGCGGCGGACGACGAGGAGCCCCAGGAGCUCGACUUCACCUGUCCCAUCAGGCUGCGCCGAGACCCGCUGUGCCCGCAGCGGUACCACUGCACCCACGAGGCGGGCGUGCACAGCGUGGGGCUGAUCUGGGUCCACAAGCUGCAGAGGUUCCUUCAGUCGGGCGAGGAGGACAAGGACAGCCUCCAGGAGCUGGCUGCGGAGAAGCGCUGCAUCGUGGAGCACGUCCUCUGCACCCGCCCCCUCCUCACCAACCAGUCAGCUCCUGUUUGGGGCUUCUUAAUCGUCUCCGACCUCUCUUUGGGCGCCACCAUGAUCUGCAUCACCUCCUCCUACGAGUGCGUCAUGUUGCCCCUGCUGAGCUCCAUCCGCCCCCCGUCCCCUCCCCUGCUCUGCUCCCAGCCAGGUCCCGGGUCCGGGAGCUCGCCCCUGCGCGGGCUCGCCAGCGACUCCUUCGAGCAGCACGUCCGCAACAUCCUGGCCCGCGGCGCCGCCAACCCGCUGGUGCUGAAGGCCGGCGACAGGGAGGCAGCGCCGCCUCCGCCGCCCGAGUGCCUGCAGCUCCUCAGCAGGGCCACGCAGGUCUUCCGCGAGGAGUACAUCCUGAAGCAGGACAUGGCCCGCGAGGAGACGCAGCGGAGGGUGAAGCUGCUGCGGGAGCAGAAGAACAAGCAGCUGGAGGAGCUGGCCCUGUGCCGCGAGGAGAAGAAGAGCCUGAGAGAGGCGGCCGAGAGGCUGGCCGACAAGUACGAGGACGCCAAGUACCGCCAGGAAGCCACCGUGAGCAGAGUGAGGAGGGUCCUGUGCAGCCUGCAGAGCCAGCUGCCCGUCCUGUCCAACAGCGAGAAGGACAUGAAGAAGGAGCUGCAGAGUGUGAGCGAGCGGCUGAAACACCUGGACAACUGCAUCAGGCAGGUCAGCAUGAAGAUGGAGUACCAGAAGAAGCAGGUGGACAAGGACAUGUCUGCGGCCAGGACCACCGUCUCACUGGACGCCCACCAGAAGAAGGUGGUCCAGGACGUCCUCAGAGAGCAGGGACAGCAGAUUGGGGACAUGAUGAAGCAAAUCAAAGACAUCAAAAACCACUUCAGCUUCUGAACCAAAGUGUUUUCUGUUGAAGAAGCUUUUCUUCAUAAAACCUUUGAUACGACUGCAUUUUGUUUGUUUGAAACAUUUACUUUGUUUUUCAUUUGAAUUAUUGUCUAAAAACAUAAAAAUGUCAAGUUUCUACAUUAAAAAAACCUUUUGAACUACAAAGUUUUUGACUUGAUUUGUCAACGUUUACAAUAAAAUAAACUUGAAUAUUUUCUGUA